Molecule: messenger RNA, 1416 nt
Organism: Colias croceus (clouded yellow)
Lineage: Eukaryota; Metazoa; Arthropoda; Insecta; Lepidoptera; Pieridae
Gene: Slimp
Product: serine--tRNA synthetase-like protein Slimp
Exons: 1
Coding region: 1-1374 (457 amino acids)
Biological process (GO): seryl-tRNA aminoacylation
Cellular component (GO): mitochondrion
Molecular function (GO): serine-tRNA ligase activity; tRNA binding; ATP binding
Source: RefSeq, a predicted model, not a curated record
AUGCUGCUUAAAAGUUUUAGUAAACUUUUACAUAAAACUUAUGUUAUCAACUUCUCACCUCAUAGAUAUUCUGCUUUGUUUAUAAAUGGACCGAAAGCUACUGAACAUUUUGUAUUUUUGCUGCCACACAUUGACUACCCUGAUCGGACGAGAGAUAAAGAUGGUUUAUUAAGUAUGAUAAAUAAAAGAAAGUCUAAUUUUGAUUUGGACAAAUUGGAAAAUCUUUGGAAUGUUUAUAUAGAUUUGAAAAAACAUAAAACUGAAUGUGAUAACAGACGAAAUGAAUAUUCAAAACAAUUAAAUGAUUUAUAUAAAAAUGAAACUGAAGGAAAUUCAGAGAUAGAGAAGUUAAAAAUUCAAAUGAACUUAAUAAAAGAAAAUUUAAAGAACUUAAAAGCUCCAUUAUGGGCAGCAGAGGAAGCCGCAAUUGUUGAAGCUCUAAAGUUGCCCAACAUACUGCAUAAUCUAACUCCUGACAAUGAAAAUAGAUUGAUUUAUGAACACAAACAACACCCUAAGAAUAAUAAGAACCAUUCAAUAAUAGGGCAAGAGCAAAACUUAUUAAUGUUCAUGAAAAAUAAUAGCUAUUACCUGUUAGGUGAUGCAGCAUUAUUUGAGCUCGGAGCCAAGUUCUAUUUCAGCAAUUAUUUAAAAAGUAACAAUUUUAUUCAAUUCUCUUGUCCAGAUUUUGUUAAGAGUUUGAUUGUUGAAGGAUGUGGUAUAGAUCAUACCGACCCUAAUUCCACAUUUAUUUUACAUGACUAUGAAAAUAGUGAAAUCAGUGAAGAUAAGCGCAUGCAUUUAACUGGAGCUGGCUCGUUAUGUUCUUUUUUUGCUUAUCAUGCUAAAAAUGUUAUUUACAGCAAGUAUUUGCCACUGCAAUAUUUUUCUAUGGGCCGGCUUUAUGUCCCCGGCGAUAGUAAAGAAAAUAGUUUGUUCAAUGUCAGUCAGUCAUCAGUUGUGCAAAUGUUUAUUGCUACUAAAGAUAAUUCAGAUGUUGAUGCUCAGCUCGGUAAUGUAAUUGAAAUUAUAAAGAAUUUGUAUACCAAAUUGGACUAUCACUAUAGGUUAGUUUAUGUGUCGGCAGAUAAAUUGCACAGUUGGGAAGCUUUAAGAGUUUCUAUUGAAAUGUACUCAUCAUCUUUAAGUGAAUACAUAGAAGUCGGUAGUGUGUCUCUCAGUGGUGAUUACAUCAGUAAGAGGCUCAUGUUUAUGUAUACUGAUAAUAAACAAAAUAAAUUCCCUCGCAUCCUCUCUGGUACAAUACUGAAUGUACCGAAGUUUUUAGCUUGCGUCUUAGAACAAGAUGCUGACUUUGUUAUACCAGAAUCCUUUAUGGUAGGAAAUUGGAAAGAUACAGUUGAUGUAAAUUAAAUAAUUGUAUAUUUAUUACAAAAAAUAAAAAUAUACAUAAAU